CCUGCCGGGAGAAACACAACGCCAUUUUCACCUCGCACAGCUUCAGUCAGAUGCGCCUGUGCAUUCAACUGUUAUUGCAUACACAACCGUGCCACAUUAUGACGACGUGAAUAUUAACGUAAUGUUUCUGCGCCACUGAUUUGAGCUCGUGCUGGUGGAAUCAGACUGUGAAUCAGCGGCAGGAACUUUCCCCGUCGAUCUCCGGAAGACUGGAGAGAGACGUAACCUGCCCGGCUGCCUGAUUUUAGCCCUAAACCAUACAAGUCAGCCUGCUGAGCUUCAUAUCGACUUGAGUUUCGUGGUGGGACACGGAAGAGCAAUCCCUGUUACGGUUGUGGGGGAUCUGGAUGUUCCGCUGAACGGAUGCGUGAGGAUAUGUCGAGCGUGCUGUGUGUGAAGGAGACGGAGGGCCAGGGGGACCUCGGUGAGAAGCUAUCCCAGGAUGAGCUGCUAUGUCGGACGCGUGAGGUCAUGCAGGGGCUGGAGGCGCUCCGUGCAGAACAUCAGGCCAUUCUGGAGGGGCUAAUGGGCACCUUGCGCUGCCUCAAACAGAGCCAGGAGGGGCGUGCUGUUGAGGAGAAGACUGCAAUGAUCCAACGCUCAAUGGAGAUGCUGGAGCUGGGCCUCAGUGAAGCACAGGUGAUGAUGGCUCUGUCAGGCCAUUUGAGUGCAGUGGAGGCAGAGAAACAGAAGCUUCGAGCACAGGUGCGGAGACUGUGUCAGGAGAACCAGUGGCUGCGUGACGAGCUGGCAGGAACCCAGCAGCGGCUGCAGAAGAGCGAGCAGAGCGUGGCCCAGUUGGAGGAGGAGAAGAAACACCUGGAGUUCAUGAACCAGCUCAAGAAAUAUGAUCAAGACCUUAGCCCAUCAGAUGAUAAGGACUCUGAUUCCAGCAGGGAGACACUGGAUGAUCUUUUCCCAGAUGAGCAGGAUGAGCCUGGACCUGGCAUCCAGCCUCCUCACAGCAGUGCAGUGGCAGCAGCGCAGCAGGGUGGUUAUGAGAUCCCAGCUCGUCUUAGAACCCUUCACAACCUGGUGAUCCAGUAUGCCUCACAGGGCAGGUAUGAGGUGGCCGUUCCUCUCUGCAAGCAGGCUCUGGAAGAUCUGGAGAAAACAUCUGGACACGAUCAUCCCGAUGUAGCCACCAUGCUUAACAUUCUCGCUCUCGUCUACAGGGACCAGAAUAAAUACAAAGAGGCAGCAAACCUUCUUAAUGAUGCACUGGCAAUCAGAGAGAAGACUUUGGGCAAAGACCACCCUGCGAUGGAGAUUAAUCUCCGGCAUGUUCAGCCCCAAGAUCCUUAA
Molecule: messenger RNA, 1305 nt
Organism: Danio aesculapii
Lineage: Eukaryota; Metazoa; Chordata; Actinopteri; Cypriniformes; Danionidae
Gene: klc1a
Product: kinesin light chain 1a
Exons: 9
Coding region: 364-1305 (313 amino acids)
Biological process (GO): axo-dendritic transport
Cellular component (GO): membrane-bounded organelle; kinesin complex; cytoplasm
Molecular function (GO): kinesin binding
Source: RefSeq, a predicted model, not a curated record